Molecule: messenger RNA, 324 nt
Organism: Ostreobium quekettii
Lineage: Eukaryota; Viridiplantae; Chlorophyta; Ulvophyceae; Bryopsidales; Ostreobiaceae
Source: the annotation of a GenBank genome assembly
AUGAUGGAAAACGGCGACGUUGUCUUGGCCUUUCUGGAUUGCCAGCCACUGGAGGGCUACAGGAGCAUCAGAUUGAAAGCUGGACACCCAGAAGAGGUGGACAUUACCAUGGCAGAUGGUAGACAGCGAACAAUAGUGGCGCAUCGCGAUCAGGGCCUCGCGGUCCAAGGUGACCCUGCAUACAGGCUUGCUGUGGGACACGUGGUGAGCUGCAAGCAGAAGUGCAACCGUGUGUGCGAGCACGCUGCGGCGGCACAAGCGUCGGGAGCGUCGGUGAAGUUCCCGCUCGUGGCUCGCUGUCGGAUACCCUCUUCCCAAACCUGA